CAUGACGCGGCUUCAUCUCUGGGCUGUCUGCCUGGACUGUGGUAAAUGAUUUUGUCGAGAACCAUCGGAAGCAUAGUGUGCUCGCUCUGAUGGAUGGACACUGCUUUCUGCUAGGCUGGAGAUAACCUGGCGGAAACGUCCCACUACAUUCUUUACUACCUGCUAGUACUAUACUACGGUUCCUCAAUUUUAAUUCACGAUUUUGAUUAUCUGCACACGAUAUCUCGUUCUUUCCUACUAUUUUGGCCAUUUAGAUCAUUUUUGUCUUGUUCAACCCUACAGAAUGCGUGAAAUCGACCCGCUGGUCCUCGAAUACCAGCAUGACAAGCAUCGGCCCAGAGAAUCUGAGGCGUUGAUGGUUCUCCGAAAGGUCGCCUCCCUAGUCAAGCCAAUCAUGCGCCGAAGAGACUGGAAAGUUGGGACUCUGGCAGAGUUCUAUCCAAAUCAGAGAAAUCUUCUAGGUCUCAACAUCAACGGCGGCCUGAAGAUAUGUCUGCGGCUGCGAUACCCUUCCGAUCAACGUCAAUUUCUUCCUGUCCAGGAUGUGGUGGAUACUAUGCUGCACGAACUUUGCCACAUCGUUAUCGGGCCCCACAACCAGCAGUUCCAUGCUCUCUGGAACCAGCUGCGGGACGAGCAUGAAGAGCUCGCCAUCAAGGGCUACACCGGAGAAGGUUUCCUGUCCCAAGGCAAACGUCUUGGCGGGCGCCACAUGCCUGUCGACGAGGCUCGUCGGCAAGCGAGAGCAGCUGCGGAACGCCGGAAGACGCUCUCUGCUGGUUCUGGACAGCGAUUGGGCGGUGCUCCAGUCCGUCGAGGCACAGACAUCCGCAGGGCCAUUGCCGAUGCUGCGCAACGGCGCAUCGAGGUGACCAACGGCUGUGCCUCUGGGGCAGAGAACAGUACUGAGCUUGCAGAAGAGGCUUCUCGGAACAACUUUAGCACCAAAGCCGAAGAAGAUGACGCAAACGAACGCGCGAUCAUGCAGGCUUACAUUGACCUGAUCGAGGAAGAAGAGCGGGAGCGCUACGGACCUGGCUAUAUCCCUCCCAGCCAAGCGAUCCCUGCCGGACCCCGCUCCGUGCUUUCUCCACCACCUCAGAGCGUCAAUCCUCCUGCGCCGUCUGGACCGUCUCAGUCAGAAGUCCCUAUUGACUUAACGACGGAUGAUCGACUAUACGAGACACCGUGGACAUGUCCUACCUGCACCCUCGAAAACCCCGCCACCUACCUCUGCUGUGACGUUUGUGCAGCCGAGCGACCUCGACCAUCCAACCCCAGGUCUAUGUCUGGCCCUGCAACUACUAAACCCAGUGAGACGGAGAUUAGAAAAACGAACAAGAGACCUCUCAGUCGCUCCGCGGCGCAGGAACCGUUCAGGAACCGGACCAGAGCUGUCGAGUCUCUCGCAUCCCUAGAACGAAAAUCUUCCAAACGGCCCCUGGGAUGGCUCUGUGACGAUUGUGGCAGCUUUAUGGAAACAGAGUGGUGGACAUGUUCUAACUGUGGGAAAAUGAAGCGGGCGUCAUGAGAUUGGCUCGCGCAAGAGUUGCUUGCACCUCCUGGGCUGGCCCGUAGCAUAGCAAUG
Messenger RNA from Aspergillus candidus, 1588 nucleotides. Its product is annotated as metalloendopeptidase WSS1. The coding region runs from base 284 to 1531 and encodes 415 amino acids. Lineage: Eukaryota; Fungi; Ascomycota; Eurotiomycetes; Eurotiales; Aspergillaceae. The transcript is spliced from 2 exons. The record is from RefSeq and is a predicted model, not a curated record.